This is a messenger RNA of Octodon degus (degu), 6413 nucleotides long. RefSeq names its product synaptotagmin like 2 (gene Sytl2). The transcript has 18 exons. The record is from RefSeq and is a predicted model, not a curated record. Gene Ontology annotation, molecular function: neurexin family protein binding. The coding region runs from base 90 to 6065 and encodes 1991 amino acids. Lineage: Eukaryota; Metazoa; Chordata; Mammalia; Rodentia; Octodontidae. Gene Ontology annotation, biological process: exocytosis. Gene Ontology annotation, cellular component: exocytic vesicle; plasma membrane.
CAUCUGACACUGUAGAGGAGCCGGAAGGCAAGGUGGUCCCCGCAAACUCAAGUCCCAGCGUGGUGAAUUCAGCUUCCUCUGCGAUUAACAUGUCCCAGGAAACUGCAAGGAAAGCACCUUCAUCUCCGGCCAAGCAAAGGCGGAAUCCAUUCAACAGCUCCAGGUUCCCUGAAGACCACUUACUGCAGCAAACCAGAAGUGAGCCAUCAAAAAUUGGAAGUGCUGGUUUACUUCAGAUUUCAAAAGAGGGUGAAUUGUCAGAAUCAAAGGAAAAGUCAUCGAUCCAAGAUCCAGCAAGCCAGAACCUAGAGAAAUCAAAGCAGACUGUGCCGGCAGAUCCUGCAGCUGUGUCCCAAUCCAGGCCUCCCAUCCCCAAAUCCAGAAAAUUGAUUUACAAAUCAGACGAUUUAAAGCCAGGGGAUAACCAGUCUUCUCUUAGACAACGGACAGACUCCCUGAAUGCCAGAGGGACUCCCCGAGGGAUCCUCAAACGCAACUCCAGUUCUAGUAGCACGGACUCUGAAACCCUGCGUUUAAAUCACGGCUUGGACUCCAAAAGCAAAACCCUGUCGCCUGGCAUUACCAUCCAGGAGAGGAUUGUUGAGAAGGAUCAGUUGUUAGAAGAGGACCCUUCCCCAGACUCGCUGGAGCCCCUAAAGCACGUGAGAUUCUCUGCAGUGAAUGGCGACCUUCCCCAGGGUCCUGGGCUGAGCUGUGGCCGGGAAGUGGGAGAAUUUAGUGUUUUGGAACCCGACAGGCUGAGGAACGGAACGGAAGAUUCAGGGGACACAGAGGAGCUUCGGCGUACGCCUGAGCCCUCCAGGGACAGAGAGCCUCCGCCCUGUCUUCAGUCAGCCUCAAGCCCGAGUGCAGCACAGAGCGCAGCGUGCCACCCAGGGACACCUGGUUCUGUCCCCAAGGGAGGGCUCCAGCCUUGCUCAGAAGUUCUAAGUACAGCUCCGCGGCCCGCUGAGGAGCCACCCGCUGUCAGUGCACCCCACGCUCCGUCACCAGAAGUAGCAAGGCUUGGGGCGGAAGUGUCCAACAACCCUGCUGAUGAAUUGUCUCACGGUGUUGAGCCUGAGCCACCUCGGGCGCCAGACUGCAGGCCUAGAGACCAUCAGCAAGAUGGUACGAGUUUAAAAGAAAAUGGCUCAAAGGCCCUGUCACCUCCCAAAGUUGAACUGAAGCCGGUAAGAGCUGACUCAACAUGUCCAGUAGAAAGAGAGAAGCUGCUUUUUGAACAGGGCCAGGACAGUGAUGCUAAUAUCAAACCCAAAUGUAUGAGUUUGUCCCGAGAAGACACCUCCAAAGAAGGUCUGGGUGUACUGCAACCACUUCACAGCUGCUGUGCUGUAAGUCAAGGGAAUAAGACUGCGGACUGUCGCCAGAGUUCAGAAAGCACAGGAAGAGGAGACGAGCCAUCUCCCUCAACCCGUCACUAUCCCUACAAUGUUCUUAAAGGAUCUGACACAGAAGUACAAGCUCCAUACAACACUGACAAUAUUGGCAGCUUUGAUGAAGAAGAACCCAAGCUCCAUGCUCAUGAAAAGCAUAAGGGAAACUCAAAUGCCCAUUUUGACUCUUCCACAAUUGAUCAAGAAUCAAACUUGAAAGACCACACGAGAUCAGAGAGAAAGAGCCAAGAGGAAAAUACUUCCUUCCUGGAAGCUUCCUUAGAGGCACAGCAUGGCGCGUUGCCACCUGGGGCUGCCAACGAGGGAUCUCUUUGGAGGAAGCCUGAGGUCCAACCACAGCUAGAAGCUGGUAAGGUUCCUCAGAACCAUGUGCAAAGAGAAAAAUACAAAAGAGUAAGGGAAAGAAUAUCCUUCUGGGAAGGAGAGAGAGCUGCUGGUGUCAAGCUAACUCGUAAAGAAGCCACACCCUCUGGUGGCCAGGAGCAGCCUUCUGCUAUAGCCCCACAGAGUGCGACAUCACAGAGCGUGGCCAUGCGCAGUUCAUCUACAGACCCGAGCGAAUAUACUCAAGUCACUGCCAAACUAGUGGUCCUUGAUGAAGAUGAUCAAGUGUUCCGUGUCCCCAGCUGUUACUCCUCAAAUAACCCUGAAGAGACCAGGCCCCCGACGGCAGGUCCAUCUGAAUACUGUUUUUCAGUGAACCAACCAGAUAAACUAGCCCUGGCGCACAAUGAGAGAAAUGAACUCAUGGAAAGAUUGCCAGUAGAAGAUGGUUUGCAGCCUAGAGAAGGCGUUACCUCGCAAGUGCAGCAACAUUCAUCAGAUGCUGAGAGUGGAGUAUCUACGCUGGAGAAAGACAGAUUUCUCAUUGGUGAAUCAAGUGCCAACUUUAAAGUUAUGUCCCUAAGAGAAAGAAUGGAUGAACCCAACACAGAACAGCUCUAUAAUCACUCUCGGUUUGAAAAUUUGAAAAAGUUUUGGGACUUAGGAACUCAUUCAAAUGAUAAGGAUAAUUAUGACAGGAAUAGUACAACAAGCCAAAAAAAUUCUGUGGCUUUUAAAAGCCAGAAACACAAGAAAUUAAGUGACAAUAAAUCAUCAGGCAAAAACACCCAUGAGAUAGAGGCACUUUCGAGCCAAAGGAACAUUAUGGCGGGAGAGGAAAUGGAGAAAUUCAACUCAAAGAGCCUGAGCCAGGCACUACCCGAUGAAACCACAUUGCCUUCAAGAUCACCCAGGGGGUCCACUCCUCCCUUGGCCCGAAGUGACUCAUCAAAGGAUAAGGAGGAAAAACAUAUGGAAUGGUUUGCUACUCCAGUGCUUAAAGAGGAAAAAUAUUACUCCGAUCAAGAGAUUCAAGAAUCCAUGGUGAAAACCAGCGCUGUGACUAACGACUACAGCACUACUUUCAAUGACACUUUACAAAAGCUGCUUUCAGAAGCUUUAUCUCCAGGAGACCGACCUUCUGGCGGAAAAGUCUGUGUGGAGCAACCAGCUGAACGAGCUAUUUCUGAAGACAAGAACUGGCUUCAAAAGACAGAUUUGGCUGAUAAUAAACAAGAAGCCAGAGGAUCUGCAGAGCUCCCUAGUGAGCACGUAGGCCAAACGGUCGUUCUAAGUGCAGGUGCUCCCUCUACAGAAGCAACCGGAACCUCGCAUUCUCCCUUGCAAACUGAGAUCAAACCUGUUACCACCAGAGCCAGCUCCCAACCUAAAGAAGAUAGAUUUCGUGAAAAGGAGAUAACAGAAAAUCACAACCCUUCAUUUUAUCAGAAAGAAAUAACACCGCUUCUUCCAGAGGGCGGUGACACUUUGGGAAAUGGAGUUGUCACCCAGAAAGUUCAAAGUGCCAAGUGCCAGCUCAACAAAGAAAACUUAUUUGCAGUGACUGCAGAGGGUUCUGUGGCACUGGCCCAGACUUCACAUCUUCACAGAAAAGGCUCUUUUGAAGAUGUGGCCAGCUCUCCACAAGAUACAUCUUUUUCCUGGGAUAUGCACCAAGAUAAGGCAUCAUCUUCCCAAAGGGAAAUCGUAGAGACCAUAGAGAGAGCCAUUCUUCCACCCAAACCUGCACUGAGUGAUGUAAAUAAUGCAUUACUAAAGCUGCUCAAGGAAGUUCCCUUGAGUUAUCCAUCUAGGAGGGAAGUAGGUCCUCGAGCCAUGAAAGCAGAUUUUUCUGAAGGAAUUCAAACAGCAGGCAGCCCCCCAACUCCUCUGGAAGUGAGUCCACCAGGGACUGCCGUGGGUACCAUUGUUCCAGACACGAAGGACUUUCAUACCUUCACCCUGUUUCCUGAUACAGCUCAUGAAGUCGGGUCCAUCUUAGCCCCCCAAAUGUCUCCACCAGAACAGCUCACUAACUCUUUUGUUGUCACCAUGAACCCCAGUGACAAAGAGCCACCUGAGGAAGUGGCAGAUACUGUGACAAAAACAGUGACUCCGCCCAAAUCAGAGUUCCUUGAAUUCAGUACUUACUUGGAAAAACUACCCAAGGAAACACUACAAAACUCUUCAGCAAAAUAUGAAAAGGAUCCAGGAGCCCUUUCUCCAGCAGAGUUUAUGGGGAGCACUGGGGCCCCCCGGCAGGCUCCUUCUGAGUGCCACCCUCAGGAGAUACAAGAAACAAUAGAAAGGGCUGAGGCUCUGUCAGUGACGGAGAGUGCUUUUGACUCUGGGUUUCAGAAACUUCUUAAAGAAAUAGCUGAGGUCCCUUUUUCUCAGUCCCGGCUGUCAGCAAAGGAGGAGACUCCUGAGGAGUCCUUAGCAUCAGAGCAGGCCAUGGUCUUGAACGCAGUGCCCUGUGUCUACCAGGCAAGCUCAGGGGCCUUAGAAAUGAAGGGUAAAAGUGGUUUGCAUCCUCAGGACAAGCAGUGUGAUAAAGCGUUGGGAGGAGACGAAGCUGUGACAGACUUACCGGUAGAUCUUUGCGGCUCCACGAGUGGUAGGAUCUCUGGGACCCCGCGGCUUUAUGUGGACUGUGAAAUAGAGACCACUCCCCCUAGCCGACCUUCGGAGCACAGGGAGAGUGAGGGGGACAUCAGGGAGGGACGAGGGGAUUUUCAGGGAUCAAAAGCAAUGGAUGAGUCCAGAAAUAAGCAAAGCAAUCCUCUUCUGCCAAACAGAAAAGGCCCUAGAGAAAUAAAUAAAGUCACAUCAUCGCGUGGGGGACAUGACGAUGAACGUUCCUCUGACUCUGAUUUUUCAGAUGGAAACACCGGUUCUCAUGCAGAAAGUUGGCGAAAUACCUCCAGUUCGGAAGAAGAGCCCCGUCCUGUUUUGAAACCCUUGGAAAGGAGUGCUGCUAGAAAAAUGCCUUCCAAAAGUCUAGAAGACAUUUCACCAGAUUCACCAAAUCAAGCAAAAGUAGAUAAUCUGCCAGAAGAAUUAGUACGUAGUGCUGAAGAUGUAGAUCAAAAAGCAGAUCAGGAACCAGACGCAAAUGAAUGCAUACCAGGAAUUUCUACAGUGCCUUCACAACCUGAGAAUCAGUUUUCCCACCUUGGUAAACUCAAAAGGAUGAGCAAGUCUGUUCCAGCAUUUCCUCAAGAUGAGAGUGAUGACAGAGAAACAGAUACAGCAUCAGAAAGCAGUUACCAGCUCAGCAGACACAAGAAGAGCCCGAGCUCUCUAACCAAUCUUAGCAGCUCCUCUGGCAUGACGUCCUUGUCUUCUGUGAGUGGCAGUGUGAUGAGUGUUUACAGCGGAGACUUCGGCAACCUGGAAGUGAAAGGAAGCAUUCAGUUUGCGCUGGACUACACAGAGGCACUGAAGGAGCUGCACGUGUUUGUGGCCCAGUGUAAGAACUUAGCCGCAGCAGACGUUAAAAAACAGCGUUCAGACCCAUAUGUGAAGACCUACUUGUUACCAGACAAAGGCAAAAUGGGCAAGAAGAAAACGCUUGUGGUGAAGAAAACCUUGAACCCUGUGUUUAACGAGAUUCUGCGGUAUAAAGUUGAAAAACAAAUCUUAAAGACACAGAAGCUGAAUCUGUCCGUCUGGCACCGGGACACGUUUAAGCGGAACAGCUUCCUCGGGGAGGUGGAGCUUGACCUGGAGACAUGGGACUGGGAUGACAAGCAGAAUACACAGUUGAAGUGGUACCCCCUAAAGCGGAAGACAGCACUGGUUGCCCUUGAGGCAGAGAACAGAGGCGAAAUGAAGCUCGCGCUCCAGUAUGUCCCAGAGCCACUUCCCGGUAAAAAGCUUCCUACAACUGGAGAAGUGCACAUCUGGGUGAAGGAGUGCUUUGAUCUUCCGCUGCUAAGGGGAAGCCAUCUAAAUUCUUUUGUUAAAUGUACCAUUCUUCCAGAUACCAGCAGGAAAAGUCGCCAGAAGACAAGAGCGGUAGGGAAAACAAACAACCCUAUUUUCAACCACACCAUGGUGUAUGACGGGUUCAGGCCUGAAGAUCUCAUGGAAGCUUGUGUAGAGCUCACUGUCUGGGACCACUACAAACUAACCAAUCAGUUUUUAGGAGGCCUUCGAAUUGGCUUUGGAACAGGUAGAAGCUAUGGGACUGAAGUAGACUGGAUGGAUUCUACUUCAGAGGAAGUUGCUCUCUGGGAGAAGAUGGUAAAUUCCCCUAACACUUGGAUUGAAGCCACACUGCCCCUUAGAAUGCUUUUGAUUGCCAAAAUUUCCAAGUAAUCUCUGCGUCUACUGGCUGCUCUACUGCAGCUUACUACACAGAUGGAACCUGACCUGGAAAAUCUGGCCACAUGGACGAAAGUCCUCAGUUUCUCUCUGCAGCCGCUAAUGAACACUACAUAGCACAUUAAAGUCAAUCGGCAUGUGUUUGUGUUUCUUUGAUAACAAGGCCCAAGAGACUUAAACGAUGGCAAGAUAUGUGACUUACUCAUGAUUCCAACAUUAAAGAUAUUUGACCAAGCUAGGAAAACUUAACUGCUGCUGCUUCUUAGAAGAAAAAGCAUGGGCUGGGGAGAUAGCUCAGUAGAAUAAGUGCCUGCCGGACAAGCACAAGAUCCUGAGUUCAAU